Molecule: messenger RNA, 899 nt
Organism: Drosophila serrata
Lineage: Eukaryota; Metazoa; Arthropoda; Insecta; Diptera; Drosophilidae
Product: cyclin-dependent kinase 20
Biological process (GO): protein phosphorylation
Cellular component (GO): nucleus
Molecular function (GO): protein serine/threonine kinase activity; ATP binding
Source: RefSeq, a predicted model, not a curated record
AUGGAGGAAUAUGCGCCAAGUCGCUAUAAAAUGCUCGAGAAAAUCGGCGAGGGUGUCCAUGGCUGCGUUUUUAAGGCCAUCGAUUUGCAGCGCAACAAGGAGGUGGCCAUCAAAAAGGUGGCCCUCAAGAACAAGUUCGGUAAUAUAGCCCUAAAUACCUUGCGGGAGAUCAAGACCCUGCAGCUCUGCAAGUCGGAAUAUAUUCUAGACAUCAUUGAGAUAUACCCCGACCUGACUGGCCUCUCCUUGGUGCUGGAGUAUCAGCCGGAUACCCUGUACAGUCGCCUCAAGAGCGAGGUAAAUCCCCUAAGUCGUCAGCAGGUGCGCAAGUUCGCACAUCAAAUGUUCAAGGGCAUCGCCUACCUCCACGAGGCAGGUCUGAUGCACCGGGACAUAAAACCAGCCAACCUGCUAAUUAGCGACACCGAUAUGCUUAAGAUCGCUGACUUUGGCCUGGCCCGUCUCUACUUUCCUGAGGAGGAGGCGCGGCUCUACUCGCCGCAGGUGUCCACUCGCUGGUAUCGAGCCCCAGAGAUCCUCUGGGGCAGCCAGAAGUACGGCACUGGGGUGGACAUGUGGGCAGCAGGUUGUGUUGUGGCGGAGAUGCUCCGGGGAGUGCCACUAUUCGCUGGUACCACCGACAUCGAGCAGUUGGCCAUCAUCAUUCGCACUCUGGGCAGUCCCCGGCUAAAUCAGUGGCCAGAGCUGACUUCCUUGCCAGACUACAGCAAAAUACGCUUUCCCAACUCCGUGGGCAUUCACUGGGAUAACCUAUUUCCCAGCUGCACACACGCGGUGGAAAUCAAUCUAGUCUCAAACCUGGUUGUUUACAAUCCCAAGAACCGCCUCAAAGCCAGCGAGGUAGGUUCGAUUGACAAGUUGGAAUAACCGGUGGUAUU